Molecule: messenger RNA, 818 nt
Organism: Drosophila serrata
Lineage: Eukaryota; Metazoa; Arthropoda; Insecta; Diptera; Drosophilidae
Source: RefSeq, a predicted model, not a curated record
GUGCUCGCUUCACUGACAGAUAUUCCAGGAAAGAAGAAGCAAUUUAAAAAUCUCGUUUCAGAAUGGUUUCGCAAUGGAUUGCUUAAAAGUAAGCUAUUAACUGGCUAGGCCACCUAAUUUCCUUUAAACAUUGGCGGGAGUAUUCAUUGAACAUUUAGAAGCAGGCAAAAGAUAGUAAAGUAGCAAGCUUUUAAACUUUAUCAUUGAAGUUUGCAAGAUUGUUCUAAAAUUGCUAGUGCUAAACAAUCCAAAAAUCAUGACUUCUGCAUACAAGAUUAGUGUUGACCAAAAUAUGGAACGCGAUCAUAGCAACCUUCAGAGUUCCAGCCUGCUGUGGAACAGCGAAGCCAUCGAGCAGUUGCGCCACCACUGGCAAGAGUAUAUUUCAGGCCUCAAAAUGACGCCCACUGAGUUGCAGCUGUCAAAGGCUCGAGCCGAUCGUGCACUCGAUUUGGCCAGGUGCAACCAGAAUAGGCGCUUGGGAGAGGCCUCACAGUCUUCGAAAUGUGAUCGCCCCUUGACUGAUCUUUAUAAUUCCCCAAGGACAACAUGCCGGAUGAAGAAAAUUCUCGACAAAGAAGUGCGACGAACCAGAAUAGAAGUGCCUGACGAUGAGAAUCACUACUAUCUUUGCCCUCAAUGUGGACUUGUCAAAGACUAUCGUCUAACGCACGAAAAACACGCUGAAAAGAUGCGCCAGCGGCUCAAACGGCUUGUGGCAAAACAUCCCAACCUGCAGCCAAGUUCCCAAACUUAUUUGUAAAUUCGCGAUGAUACAAUAAAUUUAGACACGAGGAUAUUUUAUUUGGCGAACACAA